ACACAAAGGUGAAAGAGAAAGGGAUUUGGGGAAAAGUAUAAAUGGUUCGGCUACAAGAUAUAGUUCUUCUGCGACAGAAGGGCUUCUAUGAAGUGUUAUGAAGUGGUGAGAAGAGGACACACCAGUGCAUAAAUUUGAGGUGCAAGAGAGGAGCAGUAAAAUCUCUUUUACUACAUACUGACUGCCAGGAAACUUACGUGUAUAAAUUCUCUGUGCUGAGACUACUGCAUCACCUUCAUCUGAGGUUCAUUCAUCUUACAGGAAGAAGUAAUCUGACUGAUACUCUCUUUACACAUUAGGGUUACUUUUUUAUCAAGUCCUUUAACGAAAAUUACAAUGGCAGUUGACACAAGCAUGAUGAUCAGAGAUUUGACAAACAACCCAGAGUUUGAUAAAGAGCUUCUACCAGCUGCUGAGCGUACAGCUUUACUCUACCAUCUGUCUUACCUGUGUUUGGCUCCUUUCCCCAAGUUGGAGAGGAUUCUCAGAGAGCGUGCUGUUGAAACUCAGCUUCUCUUUGGCUCCUCUGAAGUUAUUCUUCUCAAGUGUGGGGCCACAAGUAAAAAUCUGGUUUCCUCGCUGUUACCCCUGCUGAAGCUUGCUGUUAAAACGAAAAAACCCUUGUUGGCUAUUAAGUCACUGGAAAAAGCAAAAGCAUGGAUCACUGAAAUAAUUAAAGGAGUGCAAGACAUAAUAAACAGAUAUGAUACACAAAACAGGAGUGUGGCUUCAUGCACCAGUGAUGUGCUUCAAGAAAAGUCAGAGACAGCAAAAAACAAAGUACAAACCUCUGAGGAGAUCAUGAGUCAUGAGAAGGUAUUAGAAGAGUUUAAGGCGGAAAGAGAGAAAAUAUUGAAGGAUAUAGAAGAAAUUGAGACAAAAAUUCAAGGGAAAAAUGUAGAGCUGCAGAGUCACGUCAGCAAUGUUUGUAAAAAAAGUAAAGGGCUAAGUAUUAUGGCCUCAAUUCUGCCAUUUAUCGGGCCUCUUAUAAAAUCCAUUGUUGAUACUGCAACUGGACCUGGUGAAACUGCUAAAACCCAAGCCCUCACCAAUGAGUUGUCUCAGUUCUCUUCUGAGAAGUCAGCUCUAAGAAACAAAGAGUGGAACAUCCAAGUGAAGAUGACUGAUCUUCAGCUGAAGUUGGCAACUUUAAAAAUACAAGAUGGUACAAUUCCUGACCCUGUCCAUCUGGGGGAGGUCCAAACGUGCCUUACUCAGAUCCAAAACAUUUUAAUUCAGCUUCAGAAGUUCUGGCAAUCAGUGGAGGUACUUCUGGAGUCCCUCAAAAAGGACACCUUUGUUGCAGAGGACACGAUUGAGGAAGACAUGAGUGAUGAAAUAAAGGACUUCUUUAUAACCUCUAUUGACAAUGCAGAGGAGUUCUGGAAGGAGUUUGGCCAAAGCUGUCUGAGAGCAAAGGAGAUCUUUAGAUUGCAGACUAAAGAUGCAUAUAAGUUCCUGGAGUUCACCCCUUCCCCUGGAUCAGAAGAGUGGAAACAAGAGUAUGACACUGUCAUGCAGAAGCUAAAAGAAAUAAGCCCUCAACCCAUCUGCAGUGUAAAAGAUGAAUAGCUGAGUUAAAACUGAAAAAAAAAACCGCAUUACGAUACGAUGCAUUAAGAAUGAGGCUGUCUCAACAUUUCAUAUAUCAACAACUUAAAUUUGUUUCUCAUUUUGCCAAUAAAGUUGUCUAAACCACCCAACUGAAACUUUAUUCUUUUUUCUUAAUUUUUGUUUAUUAAAUUAUUUACACAAGACUAAAUAAAUCA
Messenger RNA from Misgurnus anguillicaudatus (oriental weatherfish), 1769 nucleotides. The record is from RefSeq and is a predicted model, not a curated record. NCBI's taxonomy places the organism in Eukaryota, Metazoa, Chordata, Actinopteri, Cypriniformes, Cobitidae.